Topomyia yanbarensis is the source of this 3204-nucleotide messenger RNA. RefSeq names its product 116 kDa U5 small nuclear ribonucleoprotein component. Gene Ontology annotation, molecular function: U5 snRNA binding; GTP binding; GTPase activity. The transcript has 3 exons. Gene Ontology annotation, biological process: mRNA splicing, via spliceosome. Gene Ontology annotation, cellular component: cytosol; U4/U6 x U5 tri-snRNP complex; U2-type catalytic step 2 spliceosome. The coding region runs from base 208 to 3132 and encodes 974 amino acids. The record is from RefSeq and is a predicted model, not a curated record. Lineage: Eukaryota; Metazoa; Arthropoda; Insecta; Diptera; Culicidae.
CCGCACGAAUCUGUCAACAAAGCUGAGUUUAUCAGAAAAUUUCACAAAUUUUUUGAUCGGCGGCGUGUUUUUGUAUAAACUAAUUUCAAGAGUGAUUUUUCACUCUUUGAACCGUUUAAACAAAUAUAUGCGUAAGGCUGAAUUGUUUGGUUGACUGCUAUUAUUGAUAAAAGCCAUUAGUUAAUUAGCGUUCGAUAAAAUCUCACCAUGGAUUCCGAUCUGUACGAUGAAUUCGGCAACUACAUUGGUCCCGAUUUGGAAAGCGACGAAGACGACGAUCAGAGUUUAUACGGUCAGUCCGCUGAUCAGGAUGAUCUAGACCUGGAGGAUAGUAUGGAAGAGGAGGCGGAGCAGAGCGAAGAUCCGGUCACUUCUCGGGCCGUAGUACUGCACGAGGACAAACGCUACUAUCCAUCGGCGCUGGAAGUUUACGGCGAAGAGGUUGAGACCAUCGUACAGGAAGAGGAUGCGCAACCGUUGGACAAACCGUUGAUUGAACCUGUGAAAAAGAUGAAAUUCCAGAUCAAGGAACAAGAGUUGCCGGAAACAACUUACAACAUGGAAUUCCUCGCGGAUCUUAUGGAUACCCCAACUUUAAUCCGGAACGUUGCUCUAAUCGGACACUUACAUCACGGGAAGACAACUUUCGUGGAUUGUUUGGUACGACAGACUCAUCCACAGUUUCAGGACAUGGACGAACGUAAUUUACGGUAUACUGAUACCCUUUUCACUGAACAAGAACGUGGAGUCAGUAUUAAGGCUACCCCAAUCACACUAGUGUUACCGGAUGUAAAAGGCAAGAGUUUUCUGAUCAACGUUUUCGACACACCUGGACAUGUAAAUUUCUCCGACGAAGUAACGGCCGCGAUGCGAUUGUGCGAUGGAAUCGUUUUGUUUGUGGAUGCUGCAGAAGGCGUAUCGCUGAAUACAGAACGAUUGCUGAAACAUGCUAUUCAGGAGAGACAGGCCAUUACAGUGUGUAUCAACAAAAUAGAUCGAUUGAUGCUGGAACUGAAACUUCCGCCUCAAGAUGCCUACUUCAAGUUAAAGCAUAUUGUGGAGGAAAUCAACGGAUUGCUUACAUUGUACGGGGAUUCUACUAUUAAGCAAGUUUCGCCCAUUCUAGGCAAUGUAUGUUUUGCUAGUUCACUAUACGGAUUUUGCUUCACGUUGAAAUCUUUCGCCCAACUCUACGCAGAUACCUAUGACGGUGUCAAUCCGAAUGAUUUUUCACGUCGCUUGUGGGGCGACAUGUACUUCCACAAUAAAUCACGUAAAUUCACCAAAAAACCUCCGCACAGCUCUGCUCAGCGAAGCUUUGUUGAGUUUAUCCUGGAACCGUUGUACAAACUGUUUGCUCAAGUCGUUGGCGAUGUCGAUACCACCCUGGUCGAUACGCUGGCUGAGCUGAAUAUUCGUGUUACAAAGGAAGAGAUGAAGUGUAACAUUCGUCCUUUGCUGCGAUUAAUCUGCAGUCGGUUCAUUGGGGAUUUCAGUGGCUUUGUCGAUAUGUGUGUGGAACACAUUCAAUCACCACUGGAUAAUGCCCAGAAUAAGAUUGAUCACAUUUACACGGGCGUAAAGGAGAGUGGCAUCUAUCAGGAUAUGUUGAACUGUGAUCAAAACGCUCAGCUAAUGGUACACAGUUCAAAGAUGUACCCAACGGAGGAUUGUACCUUUUUCCAAGUGUUGGCUAGGAUUAUGAGCGGGACGCUGCAUGCUGGUCAAGAAGUACGAGUUCUGGGAGAAAAUUAUUCGCUCGUUGAUGAGGAAGACUCACGUACGCUGCAAGUUGGAAGGCUGUGGAUCUACGAAGCACGAUACAAGGUAGAAUUAAACAGAGUUCCAGCUGGCAAUUGGGUGCUUAUCGAGGGCAUCGAUCAAUGCAUUGUAAAGACAUCGACCAUCACGGAGGUCCAAAUGAAUGAGGAUGUGUUCAUAUUUCGACCUUUGAAAUUUAACACUCAGAGUAUUAUAAAAAUUGCAGUUGAACCAGUAAAUCCAUCAGAAUUGCCGAAAAUGUUGGAUGGUUUAAGGAAAGCGAACAAAUCUUAUCCUCUGCUCUCGACUCGAGUCGAGGAAUCAGGAGAACACGUAAUCUUGGGAACCGGUGAGUUGUAUUUGGAUUGUGUGAUGCACGAUUUGCGCAAAAUGUACUCGGAAAUUGAUAUAAAAGUGGCCGAUCCCGUGGUGGCCUUUUGCGAGAGUGUUGUCGAAACAAGUUCGUUGAAAUGUUUUGCUGAGACACCAAACAAGAAGAAUAAAAUCACCAUGAUAGCUGAACCUUUGGAGAAGGGUUUGGCUGAGGACAUUGAAAACGAAACCGUUUGCAUUGGAUGGAACAAAAAGAAGCUUGGCGAGUUCUUCCAAAUUAACUACGACUGGGAUUUGUUGGCUGCCCGAUCGAUUUGGGCAUUCGGACCAGAUAACACCGGGCCCAACAUUCUGGUGGAUGACACCCUUCCGUUUGAAGUGGACAAGGCAUUGCUUGGGGCAGUUAAGGAUUCUAUUGUACAAGGCUUUCAAUGGGGAACUCGCGAAGGGCCUUUGUGCGAAGAACCAAUUCGAAAUGUUAAAUUCAAAAUUCUCGAUGCCGUCAUAGCACAGGAACCAUUGCAUCGAGGAGGUGGACAGAUUAUCCCAACUGCUCGCAGAGUCGCAUAUUCCGCUUUCUUAAUGGCAACACCACGCCUAAUGGAACCGUAUUUAUUCGUCGAAGUACAAGCCCCUGCCGAUUGCGUAUCCUCUGUCUACACCGUUCUUGCCAGACGACGAGGUCAUGUCACACAAGAUGCUCCCGUACCUGGAUCUCCACUGUACACGAUAAAAGCAUUUAUUCCGGCAAUAGAUUCGUUCGGUUUCGAAACCGACCUGCGAACUCACACUCAGGGACAAGCAUUCUGUCUCUCCGUGUUUCAUCACUGGCAAAUUGUGCCAGGUGAUCCGCUGGAUAAGAGUAUUAUUAUUAGACCGCUGGAACCACAACCAGCGACGCAUUUAGCCCGUGAAUUUAUGAUUAAAACACGUCGCCGGAAAGGUCUAUCCGAAGACGUGUCUAUUAACAAAUUCUUCGACGAUCCCAUGUUGCUCGAGUUGGCCCGACAGGAUGUUCUACUUAACUACCCAAUCUAAUCAGGAAAGUUUUUUUCUUUGGAAUAAUAAUAAAAAAUACCCCACUUUUGGGAUAAAUUUAACAUACUGGAA